This is a messenger RNA of Cetraspora pellucida, 924 nucleotides long. The record is from the annotation of a GenBank genome assembly. NCBI's taxonomy places the organism in Eukaryota, Fungi, Glomeromycota, Glomeromycetes, Diversisporales, Gigasporaceae.
AUGGGAUGCACUACUUCUAAAAACACAAGUACUAGAGAAGUGCGAAUCGUCAUUUCACGUCCUGAAAGUGUUAAUCCAAUUGCGACAGUAAUUAAUGACGAAAAAUACCCGCUUCCAAAAAAGAACUAUGGAGGGGAUAGAUUGGCUUUACAACAUAACAUAUUUAAAUAUAUAUGGCAAAGUAACUUUUCGGCUCCUGUUAACGAAAAAUUAGAAACUGGUGCAAAGGUCUUGGACUUUGGUUGUGGAACUGCUACUUGGCUCAUAGAUUUAUCAUCACAAUAUCCAAAAUCUUCAUUUUUUGGUGUUGAAAAACCCUCUUCAGUACUUCGUGAUCUCACUCCAUCAACACCACAAAAUGUUUCAAUUCAAUACUGCGACCUUUUAUCCAAACUACCAUUCGAGGAUGAAACAUUUGAUUUUAUAUAUAUACGGUUUAUGGCUUCUGUAAUACCUGAUAAUAAUUUUAAAGAAGUAAUAAAUGAGUUGGUAAGAGUCUUAAAAACUGAUGGAUACAUGGAAAUUAUGGAUGUUGAUGCUCAAGGUGGUAACGAAGGAAUGUUAACACAAGAAUUUAUGUCUUCAGUUCGAUCAUAUUAUAAAUCAGUAGGAAUAAAUCCUACCAUAACUGCAACUUUAGAACCUCUAUUCCGUUCCAAAUCUCAUCUAGCCUCCAUAACUACUGAAAGGCAAUGUUACCCAAUUGGUAAUUGGGAUAACCCUAUUGGUGAAAUUGCUCUAGAAAAUUUGCUUAUGGUCUUGAAGCAGAUUAAAAGCCAUUUAGCUUCCUAUAUGAAACUUAAUGAAGAUGAGUAUGAUAUGAAGCUUUUUAAUAUUAAAGAAGAGGUUAAUAUCUUUCAAACUUAUUGGAAUAGCGUUAGGGUUUAUGGAAAAAAGGUGACAGAAAUGAGAUCUUCAAUUUAA